This is a messenger RNA of Sphenostylis stenocarpa, 159 nucleotides long. The record is from the annotation of a GenBank genome assembly. NCBI's taxonomy places the organism in Eukaryota, Viridiplantae, Streptophyta, Magnoliopsida, Fabales, Fabaceae.
AUGGCCCCUCAAUUGUAUAAGAAAGAACAUUUUUCUUCUUACGCGACACUUUAUCUAAAACAUAUGAUUCUAGACCUUGGAAUUAUGUAUGAAGCAAGAAGACAUCUUCAAUGGCUUAGAAAGAAAAAGGUCAUAAAGCAAGUCAAGUUUUUUAACUGA